AUACAGAUGUAUAUAUGUGUGGAUGUGUUCCUCAUUUUAUUCUGUCAUUUUUGCACGGUCUUGGCUUGUCUUCUGCACCGGUGUACCUCGCACGCUUGUCUCACAGGACGUUGCCAGCCCGGCGGAUACCGUCUCUCCGUUUGAACAGAACAUUAUAAAUAAGAACGGACUUCACCGGAGCUUCCCUGGCUGUGACACUGAGGCCAAGAUAGCUGGUCAACAUUUAUACGAGGAGAACCAGGACUUGAAGAGGCAGCUAGUGUUCCUGCAGCAGCAGCUGGAUGCGAAGGACAGGACAGUGAAGAGCAUGGAACUGCAACUGGUGAGUUUUAUUCCUACUACGGUUUCCAUCAUCUUCCCCAAGCUUCCUCCAUCCUCCCCAAGCUUCCUCCAUCCUCCCCAAGCUUCCUCCAUCUUCCCCAAGGUGCGCUGUCGCCAGGGUGCGCCGCCACCAGGGUGCGCCGCCACCAGGGUGCGCCGCCACCAGGGUGCGCCGCCACCAGGGUGCGUCGCCACCAGGGUGCGCUGCCGCUAA
Molecule: messenger RNA, 535 nt
Organism: Priapulus caudatus
Lineage: Eukaryota; Metazoa; Priapulida; Priapulimorpha; Priapulimorphida; Priapulidae
Exons: 5
Coding region: 23-535 (170 amino acids)
Source: RefSeq, a predicted model, not a curated record